Molecule: messenger RNA, 1623 nt
Organism: Didymella exigua CBS 183.55
Lineage: Eukaryota; Fungi; Ascomycota; Dothideomycetes; Pleosporales; Didymellaceae
Product: cytochrome P450
Exons: 2
Coding region: 1-1623 (540 amino acids)
Molecular function (GO): oxidoreductase activity, acting on paired donors, with incorporation or reduction of molecular oxygen; heme binding; monooxygenase activity
Source: RefSeq, a predicted model, not a curated record
AUGAAAGGCGACCGGACAGAUUCGCUUUUCACUCUGCCUGUCAUUAUAGCCACAAUUGCGACAUACUGGAUCGUCGCCGUACUUUACAGCUCUUUUACCGCUCCACAGCCGCCUACAUCAGUUCCAUGGCAAGGUGGAAAAGGAUGGAUAGCUGGUCUGCGAAACUUCUUCGCAUUGACGAAGAGCAAGGAUUGGCUGGCAGCCGGGUACGAAAAGUACAGCAAGAACGAUAAGGCCUUUGUCCUACCGGCUGUCUUUAGUGCACAAGCGGAACUCGUCCUACCGAGGUCACAGCUGAACUGGAUGUUCGACCAGCCCGACCAUGUUCUCAGCACGAAUGAUGCUCAUUAUGACCUCUUGCAGGGUGACUACGCUUUCGUAAAGCCCAUCAUCCUGCGCGAUCCUUAUCACGAACACGUCAUUCAUAAGAACCUCGUGCGUAACCUGAACGCUAUAAUACCAGACUUGGAAGAGGAGGUCCCGCCAACUGUGGAUGCGGUCUAUGGUACAGACAUAGAAUUCCGAAAGAUCGAUCUGAUGAAGUCCUUCAUGACGAUGAUCCCAAGGCUCACCAACCGCAUGAUGGUCGGUCCUACGCUUUGUUGCGAACAGAAAUUCCUGGAUGCAGUCCUGUCCUUCACUACCGAUGUCGUUGGAAUAUUCUCGUUCCUGCCAUUCGUGCCUAGAGCACUCCAUCCUCUGAUAGGCAAUCUUGUGGGCUUGACUUCGAAGUACCAUUACUGGCUGGCAUCGCGGUUCACCCUUCCAUUGAUCAAGCAACGUCUAGAAAACAUCAGAAGAAAGGAUAAAGGCGACCCUGACUACAAAGACUGGAAAGAGCCGCGCGACUUCAUCACAUGGAGCUAUCGAACUGCACAGGCCGAAGGCAGAACCGACGAGAUGCAACCGGCCCGAAUUGCGCAGCGGAUCAUGCCUCUCAAUUUCGCCGCCAUUCACACUACAUCCCUUACAGCCUACGAAACAAUGAUCAAUAUUUUGAGUGCCUCCCCGAGUGUAAUCGAGGGCUUGAGAGAAGAAGCGUCGCGAGUACUCGAAGAAGAGGGUUCCUGGACUAAGAAAGCCCUCGCCCGAAUGCAUCGGAUGGACUCGGCCAUCAGAGAGUCGCAACGAGUGUCACCGAUUGCACUAACCUUCGUUGCUCGGAAGGUUGUCGCAAAAGAAGGCGUUAUUACGCCGGAGGGCGUGCACGUGGGCUGCGGCACUAUAAUCUCGUGCCCGUGGACCCCGAUAGCUCAUGACGAGGAGUUGCACAGUGGGUCUCUCGGGUUCGAUGCCUUCCGGUACUCGCGCGCAAGGGAGGAGUUUGACACGAUGUGUCCAGACCAGAGAAAGAAGGUGGAUACACUGAAGCUGAAGCAAACCGGGCUGGUGACUACGAGUAACCAACACCUGCCGUUUGGGCAUGGAAGACACGCAUGUCCUGGGCGAUUUUUUGUUAGCCAUGAGCUCAAAAUGAUUUUUGCACAUCUGCUGCUCAACUACGAUUUUAAACCGCUCAAGGAGAAGCCGAAAAAGCUAUUUGUGGCCAGGACGAAGAUCCCGCUGCCUGCUAUCAUCGAGUUUAAACGCCGCAAGUCGGUCUGGCAGAAGCCAGCACAAUAA